Molecule: messenger RNA, 975 nt
Organism: Suillus plorans
Lineage: Eukaryota; Fungi; Basidiomycota; Agaricomycetes; Boletales; Suillaceae
Product: casein kinase I
Exons: 5
Coding region: 1-975 (324 amino acids)
Biological process (GO): endocytosis; peptidyl-serine phosphorylation; signal transduction
Cellular component (GO): nucleus; cytoplasm
Molecular function (GO): ATP binding; protein serine/threonine kinase activity
Source: RefSeq, a predicted model, not a curated record
AUGCAUACUAAGGUCCCCGUUCGAGUUGAUGGAAGAUUUAGGUUGGGAGACAUUUUGGGAUCUGGUUCAUAUGCUGUUGUGUAUCGUGCACGGAACAUCAUCAAGGAGGAUGCAGUUGCCAUCAAGCUUGAACCCAUCAGCCACUCAUCUUCCAUGCAAUGCGAAUACAAAGUUUUGAAACACCUUGAAGGUGGUGUUGGUAUUCCCCGUGUCCAUUGGUUUGGUAGGGAGUCGACAUAUCACGCUCUGGUUCUCGACCUCCUUGGGCCAUCACUACAUGACCUAUUCCUUACCCACAACAACAAAUUCAGCCUUGAAACUGUUGUGAAUCUGGGAGACCAGCUGCUUUCACAUCUCAAAUAUAUUCACUCACAUCGUUAUGUUCACGGUGAUAUAAAACCGCAGAAUGUCGUUGUGGGGCUUGGUGAUUUGAGUGACACCAUCUUUCUUAUUGAUUUUGGGAUCACAAAGGAGUUCUGGAACACGUCAAACAAUGUCCACAUUCCAUUUCACCAAGGUCAACGUCUCGCUGGCACUCCUGCAUUUGCUUCGGUCAACAAUCACUUGGGAGGUUCCCUUCCGUGGUUAACUAGCAACAAAGACAAACUUUGCAGCUCUUCAAUACUCGAACGUAAAGUCAACACUACCAUUGAAGAUCUAUGUCAGGGAAUUCCUGUCGAGUUUGCAACGAUUCUCAUUUACACACGCUCUCUUGCAUUCUCAGAGGAUCCCGAUUAUAACCAUCUUCGUUCAUUGCUUCACAUACUUCAUUCAUCAUCUGCACCAGCUGCGUGCUUGCUGGAUUUCAACCAGCCUGAUGCACCUAUCACACAUUCCCCUCCAUUCUCACAUUCUCCCUGGUUAAUUGAGGCAGUGCCUCCAUGUCCGCCACUUCGCAGAUCGACUCGGAUUUUGCGCCCACAUAAUGGCCCCCCUGCAUGCAGCUACUUCUACUCCGCGCCGGAAAAAGACUAG